UAUUUGUUGUUUUCACAAUUUUCUAUUGCGAAUUGCCAAAUUAAUUCGUUGUUUUUUAUUUUUGGUCCACAUUCAUUACUUAAUGCGAGAGCUGUAUUUCAACUCUAUCAUAUAACUAGCUAAUUAUUCAUCUUUAUUUGUGAUUAAAUUUGGGAAAAGAAAGAUAAAUGUGGCAAAGAAUUAAUUGUAUGUUCGUAACAGCUUGUGAAAAUGUGGGUUAAACCGCAAGAAGUGUUUCUUAAAACUGCACUGUGGGACUGUGAUGAAACUACGUUGUAUUUUGUACUUCAACGAAGAAAAGGACAUGGCAAAUCAAAGGGGCUGUCUUCUCUUCUUGUAGGAACUUUAGACAGUGUAAGAGAUACUAAACCAGCGCCGUAUAGGAUAUUACAUCAAACACCUAAUUCUGAAAUUUAUUACGUAAUAUCAACCGCUUUAACGGAACAAGAAAUUAAACAGGACUGGCAGUGGCUGUUUGAAAAUGUUAGUCCAACCUUACACUCAUUUGAUACAGAGGAAGAAAUAACAGAGUUUGUGUGUUGUAAAAUUAAUUCACUUAUUGCUACAGAACAGGAGAGUUUUACUGAAGAUGAAGAUACCAUAAAUUACAAAAAUGUUGAUUAUCAUUUCCACCAAAGAUUUGGAAUGCCAAAGGAUGAAAAACUUGUCUGUUACUACUCUUGCAGCUACUGGAAAGGGAAGAUGCCACGACAGGGUUGGCUCUACCUCUCAAUGCAUUAUAUGUGUUUCUAUUCGUAUAUUUUUGGACGGAACACAACCCUUAAAAUCCGUUGGGCCGACGUCACCGAACUCGUGAAGACUAACAGCCUGGUCUUCCCCGAUUCUAUAACAGUAGUUACAAGAGAUGGGGAGCAUUAUUUUACCAUGUUAUUGAAGAAAGAUGAAACAUUCGCUCUAAUGCAACAAUUGGCUAACAUCGCUAUGAAACAGUUGAUCGACGACAAAACGGGCAACUACAAUAUAGACAAGGAUUUGUUCACAAAACUAAGCAAAAAUGUACCUAAAAAGGCAUCAUUUCUAAAGCGUGAUCUGGACGCGAAGAAACAAUCGAAUUUAUAUACUCUACGAUUUCGCUUACCUCAAGUUGAGAAAUUAGAUGGGACUGAAGAAUGUACCCUUUGGACACCAUAUAAUAAACGUCAUAAUUGGGGGAGGAUGUAUUUGUCGCAGAAUUUCAUAUGCUUCGAUAGUCGGGUAGCGAACUUGGUCAGGCUUAUAAUUCCGCUUCGGAAUGUUUACCAAGUGGAAAAGGCUGAUUCCGGUGGAACGGGUAGUUCCGGCGAGUCUGGCAGCAUUCUCAUCACCACGUCGUAUCAUACGAGCUUUCUGUUUGGAAAUAUAUCUGACAGGGACUUCAUAGUACACAAGAUAUCGGAGUUAUUGGCCAAAUUGCCCAAUGAUGUAUUCAGGGAGAAAAGCGGAAAAGCUGUGGGGGGAGAUCGCGUUGAAGGGGAAUGGACGCCACAGCCUCCACUCAUGACUCUCUUCAAGACCCACCAGACUUCCAGCAUCAAGCAAAUACAGCAGAAGAAGGAAAAGCAGUGGGAGGAUCACAUGGCUGAAGUAGGGCGUGGUGUAAGUAUGUACAGAACGGUAGAAGGAAGCGAACUGGUCGUGAAGGGUAUACCUGAAUCUCUUCGCGGAGAACUGUGGAGCGUCUUCUCAGGGUCCAUUCUUCAGAAGGUCCAAAGCAAGGGCCUGUACGAGAAGCUGGUGAAUGAGGCCCUGUCUUCGAAGAACCAGGCCAACGAUGAGAUAGAAAGAGAUCUACAUAGAUCACUUCCGGAGCAUCCGGCGUUUCAGAAUGAUGUCGGUAUAUCAGCGCUUCGUCGCGUACUCUGCGCGUACGCACUAAAGAACCCUACCAUCGGCUAUUGUCAGGCGAUGAACAUCGUGGCUUCCGUUCUCCUAAUCUAUUGCCCGGAAGAACAGGCCUUUUGGCUUCUUGCGACCAUUUGCGAGACUUUGCUUCCGGACUAUUAUAAUACUAGAGUUGUUGGUGCUUUGGUGGACCAAGGUGUUCUGGAAGAGCUGACAAAAUCACAGUUACCCGAUCUCCACGCAAAACUAGACGAACUGGGGAUGAUGAAGAUGAUCUCCUUGUCUUGGUUCUUGACCCUAUUCAUCAGCGUGAUGCCGUACGAGUGUGCCGUAAACGUCAUGGAUUGUUUCUUCUAUGAUGGCGCUAAAGUUAUUUUUCAGGUGACUUUGACCAUAUUGGACGUGAACAAGGAAAAGCUUCUCAAAUCCACUGAAGAUGGACAAGCGGUGCAAAUCCUGACCGAUUAUCUCGAAGGCAUCUUCAAUGAUGAAGCUAUGGCACUUUCCACCGAGCCAAGAAGCGCUCAUAAGACCAUAAAAAUCCAAGAGCUGGUGUACCAGUCGUACCGGAUGUACGGGGCCAACGUCAGCAGCGAGUGCAUCGAGCAUUUGAGGCUAAAGCACCGCUUGAGAGUGGUCCGCCACCUGGAGGACAGCCUCGAGAAGAACACCUUGAGGGCUCUGCAGCAGGACAAGCUGCUUGAUGCUAACGAGUUGCAGGAAUUGCUAAGCGUAAUCCGCGAAGAACUGUUUUGGGCGAAGCGGGUCCCGGCUGAGAGAUUGGAGGCUCCGUACGAGGCGUACAGACUGGACUUCGCGCAGUUCAAGACCAUAUACAUGGCCCUGUCCCCAUGGGCGAAGGGUGAUUACGCCGAGGCGAUUACGGCUAGGAUUUUUAAGCUUAUGGACCACGACGACGACGGUCUCGUGAGCGCACGCGGCCUAUCGCUCGCCAUCGGGCUGAGCACGAGAGCGGAGGCGCAGAAACGGCUGCGUGCGUUGUAUUGUGCGCAUGCGCCUCCGCUGUUAUCAAAUUUGGAGCUGAGGUCUGCGCCGUUGACGGAGGUUGAAGAAUUGGCGGACGACGCCAUUUCCUUUUUUGACAGUAUAGAGCGGCCAUCCGACUCUAUCCAGCGAUCUAUUAGUGACGCGGGUGACGGACAAAUGGACAAAUCGACAGACAGCACUUAUUCCCCGGACGAAGCCCUAGCAGCGGAGGCCAUUCGCGUGUGCGCCUUGGGGCUCCCGCCCGGGGCUUCGCCGGGAACACCCCCGCCGCCCUCGCCGCCGCCCGCCCUGCCUCGCCCGCACUUCCUGCGUCUGCUGGCCGCCCUUCACGACCUCACGCAGUACUCCACGCCCUUGUACGAGGCUGUCGCUAGAGCAGAGACUCUUCUUCUACAAUUGGGUGAAUUGAGGCACAGACCAAAUUUGGACCGAGAGAUGUCGCAAGACAGCUUGUACUUGGCGGCUGCUGCUCAGCCCUCGGCAGUCGAGCCGGAUCGAAACGGCAAUCUAGAGGAAGCGUGCGCGCAGCCGUCUCCUAGUAAAGACGAAAAAGAUCCGACCGAGGAUUGGUCCAUCACCUUGGAACAGUUCUUAGCCACAAUGUUGGCCGAGGCGGCCUUGGAGGAGUUCUUCAGCAGGCAGGUCUCGAUCUUACCACAACUGGAAGCCCUGAGGCAGAGAGAUAGGCUGCAAUCCGUCUCAUAGCCGAGUUGAAUGCUAUUUCUGAGAGCAGUGUUAUUCACAUUUCCGCAACACUAUCCGAUCUCAAAAGAUGGUUUUCUGCAAAACAUUUUGAUAGUUUGUUUUUAUUAGUAAUGUUGUUUCAAAACUAUAUUUUUUAUAUACGAAACUGUAUCGCAACAAACGCGUGUUCUGUUGAAAAAUAUAACUUCACAUUUUAUAUAUCGUUUUCCCGGGGGAACAUAGUCAGGAAAAAUAAAAGAUUUUCACAUAUAAAUAUAUAUUAAAUGAAAGCUAUUCCUAUUUGAUGCUUUAAACGUUGCUGUUAUGUAUCUAGUGUAAAUAGUAAAUACGUGAAAUAAAUUACACGACAGUAAUUUAUCGAAUUAGACGGAUGAGUAAAAGCAUUAUACGAUUGUUUCACUGUUUAAACAUAAUUACGGACGACACAGUAACCGCACAUUACGACGGUAAUGUUGACGAAUGUACAGAACGUAAUAGUUUAUUACCACUCGUUUCGAGGAAAUAUUAUGACCUUGGUGAAACAGAGAUUUAUACAUUAUUACCACUCUUUAUUUGUUUUUAAACUUACGGCAGAAUACUAUCUAUAUAUAUAUUAAACUAAAACUAGCAUUAUGUAUGCAAUAGUUUCUGUAGAAUAAAUACAUCCUCGUGAUUAUUUAUUAUAAAACGUUUUGCAAAAUAAAAUAAAACAAGGAAGGAAGUUAAAAUAAGAAAACAUCAAAACAGUCGUCGCUUUACGACUUUGUUCCCCGGGGCUCACGGUAAUUGAACAAAUUGUUAAAAUUGUUCAGAAAUAAUAAAAUAGGCAUUCGUUGCGGAAUACGGAGUAGCCCUGUUAAUAUGUACUUGUUAGUAAAUAUUAAGGUCAUUUUUUCAUUUUAAUGCUUUUCGAUUUCAAAAGUUCUUAAAAUGAAUUUAACAAAAGCAAUGUAUAUUUCUUAUUAUGAUGUUGAUACGACCAAAUUUUAUUCAUUAUUUCAUUAGAUCAUCGAAAUAUACAAAGUCGAACAUAUAAAAUAUUUGUGAAAAGUCUUAGACAAGUACAUUUAGUAAUGCAGCUUUAUUUACUUUAUUGUAUUAUCUUAUAAACACUUAAUAAAAUAAUAAGUCGCCUCUCAACAAUUAUUUACAAUUUGUUGUUCGCAACAAUGAGCUAAAAUUAAUUCACCAAGUACCGCACUAGUACUAGUUCAGUAAAUGCCUUAUAAUAUAUAUUUACUGACAUUCCGAUAUCUAGAUAAGAUUUAUUUUGUGAUAGAAAUAACAUUAUAUAAAAUGUACGCCAUAUUAGAUACAUAUAUGUUUGUUUUAUGCAUAGUACAAAAUAUGUAAACACUUAUUUCUCUUACUUAUUAUUAAAAAAUACUUUGUACAAAGAGUUUGUUCAUACUAACAGUUUAUAUUGAAUAUGUACUUUAUGAUAUAACAUUUAAGAUUUAUUUGUGAGGGAUAACUUACUCAUAAACUAACUCGAUGUUUUAACGAUGUUGUUAAACAGAAAAAUAAAUUAUAAUAAAUAGACAAAAUUUUGCAAAUGACAAUUCUGAUACCACAGAUAUAAAUUCGUUAGACAGUACUUGAACGCUCCCUAAUUGUCCCCCUGUAAUCCCCUUUGAAUUUUGGCUUUUAGAGAACAAGGGGAAAUUUAUUUACAAACACACAUCCUAGAAUCUAGAAUGGUUUUACAAAAUGUCUAGUUCACAAAUGAGGUAAAUAUUCAAGGCAUGGAUUAUUAUUUAAAAUUAUGUUAUAACUUAUAACAAAACGUUUCGGUCGCACUGAGGCAUUCCAAAAUUAACCCGAAAUAUAUGUAUAUUUAUUUAUCGUUUUUGUCAAUUUCUUCAUUCGAUUCUCGAAUAUUGAUUUUGCCAAGAGACAUCGACCGUUCGUCCCACAACUACGAUUUUACAUAUGCGUAAUUUAUGUAAAUAAAAUUGGGACGCCGAGCUUAUAAGAAUUCCUUAUACUGAACAAUAAUAUAUUAUUGUAGGGCUUCAAUAUUAUGGUGCUUACACGCUGAAAUUUCAAAUUAUUUUUGCUAGUAUUUUGUGGCACAACUUAUUUGUAUAGGUGCAAAGUAUUCAUAACGUAGAAUUGAGAUUUUCGUUAAAUUUCUAAAAUACCUAGAUUGAAAUUAACUGUUUUAAAAUUAAAGUGAGAGUUUAUUUUCGAGGUGCAAUACUUAAAAAUAAUUUCGCUUUUAUUGUUAAGUUUAAUUUACUGUAUAUACCAGGGAGUUUAACAUAGUUAUAAGCACUGAAUGUAAGCCUGAAAAUAAACAUUAUGUACAAUUA
Molecule: messenger RNA, 5849 nt
Organism: Pieris rapae (cabbage white)
Lineage: Eukaryota; Metazoa; Arthropoda; Insecta; Lepidoptera; Pieridae
Gene: Tbc1d8-9
Product: TBC1 domain family member 9
Exons: 19
Coding region: 211-3555 (1114 amino acids)
Source: RefSeq, a predicted model, not a curated record